UGCUCCACGUGCUGUGGCUGUGCUGCUUCAUCAGACUGCCAGCCUGUCUCACUCGGCAUCCACUCAGCCCGCCCUUUGACGCCCUGCUCUGCCCUCGCCUCACUGGUAGGCCCACCUCAUGCAGUGCCCAACCCCUGCACCUGUCACACCUGUCCCUCAGCUGCCCUGCAGCCUUCACACCUCGGUGACCUGCCCCAGCUCCCAGCCCUUGACCUGCCAACUGGAUCACUCACCAGUCAGCAUCAUGGUCCCCAGCAGGAACCUCGUAGUGGUGGUUCUCAUCAAUUGCGGUGA
Messenger RNA from Laetiporus sulphureus 93-53, 294 nucleotides. RefSeq lists its product as uncharacterized. The record is from RefSeq and is a predicted model, not a curated record. NCBI's taxonomy places the organism in Eukaryota, Fungi, Basidiomycota, Agaricomycetes, Polyporales, Laetiporaceae. The annotation marks the transcript as partial. The transcript has 2 exons.